Messenger RNA from Pipistrellus kuhlii (Kuhl's pipistrelle), 3451 nucleotides. It is a transcript of the gene MBD1, whose product is annotated as methyl-CpG binding domain protein 1. The record is from RefSeq and is a predicted model, not a curated record. Gene Ontology annotation, molecular function: zinc ion binding; DNA binding. The transcript has 17 exons. Lineage: Eukaryota; Metazoa; Chordata; Mammalia; Chiroptera; Vespertilionidae. Bases 348 to 2483 code for a protein of 711 amino acids.
UCCUGGGUCAAGAACGGGAGCGAAUGGGAAUCGGAGCGCUGAUGUCUAGUGCUGGGAAAGCAGCCUGGGGGCUCAGUGAAUGGGGCCUCUUGAGCUGAUGAUGGCGAGUACAGAGGUGACAAAGGGAGGAAUAGGGAGCCAGUAGAUCAAAGAGAGAAUGGCUCUUGCACCAAAGACGGGGAGAAGUAAGGAGGAAGAGUGAAAGGUUCUUAGGUGGGCAGUGGGCAGAAAUGACAGGCUCUCAGGUGAAGGAUGGAUGGGGAGGAAGGAAUGGGAUCAGGGUACUGGAAGUGAGGCAGGAGAACCCUUGGGUUGAGGAUGGGGCUUCCAGGUCAAGAGGAUGACAAAUGUCAAGCUCCUGGGCCAGGACAGGGAAGAAUUGGUGGGAAUGGGGAUUUCUCUUCCUUAAAUCAGCCAGUUGCCUGUGGCAGGUGGCAGGUUUUGCACAAGUAUUAAUAGAUACCAAUGGUUUAUGUGACCUGGGGCACAACAUGUCACCUCCCGACAGGCUGUUUCUCCUGUUGCCUCCUCCAUAUUGCAGGCCCCUGCUCCUUCCUGUGGCUCCCAUGGCUGAGGAGUGGCUGGACUGCCCAGCCCUGGGCCCCGGCUGGAAGCGUCGUGAGGUUUUUCGAAAGUCAGGUGCCACCUGUGGACGUUCAGACACCUAUUACCAGAGCCCCACAGGAGACAGGAUCCGAAGCAAAGUUGAGCUGAUUCGAUACCUUGGCCCUUCGUGCGACCUCAGCCUCUUCGACUUCAAACAAGGCAUCCUGUGCUAUCCAGCCCCCAAGGUCCAAAACUUGGCUCUCCCCGGAAGGAAGCGGAAGAAGCCUUCGAAGCCAGUUAAAGCUCGAAAAUGUCAGGUUGGACCCAAGAGGGUUGAGGUUAGAAAGGAGGCCCCAGGGGCUAAAACCAAGGCUGAUGCUGACACGGCCCCAGCAUCACUCCCUGCACCUGGGCACUGUGAGAACUGUGGAAUCAGCUUCUCAGGGGAUGGGACUGGAAGGCAGCGGCUCAAGACAUUGUGCAAGGACUGCAGAGCACAGAGAAUUGCUUUCAACCGGGAGCAGAGGAUGUUUAAGCGUGUGGGCUGUGGAGAGUGUGCAGCCUGUCGGGUAACCGAGGACUGCGGGGCCUGUUCCACCUGCCUUCUGCAGCUGCCCCAUGAUGUGGCCUCGGGGCUAUUCUGCAAGUGUGAGCGGAGACGGUGCCUCAGGAUUGUGGAAAAGAGCCGAGGGUGUGGAGUGUGCCGGGGCUGUCAGACCCGAGAGGACUGUGGCCGUUGCCGAGUCUGCCUUCGCCCUCCCCGCCCUGGUCUCAGGCGCCAGUGGAGGUGUAUCCAGCGGCGCUGUCUACGACAUCUUGCCCAUCGCCUUCGUCGCCGCCAUCAACGAUGUCAACGACGUCCUCCCCUAGCUGUGGCUCCCCCUGCUGGUAAGCAUAGCCGCCGCAGGGGAGGCUGUGACUCCAAGAUGGCUGCCCGGCGGCGUUCCAGAACCCAGCCACUACCUCCACUUCCCCCACCUCAGCCUCCAAAGACCCCAGCGCUGCACCCCAGAGCCCUGGGCCCCUCAUCACCUGCUGAGUUCAUCUAUUACUGUGUAGACGAGGACGAGCUACAACCUUACACAAACCGCCGGCAGAACCGAAAGUGUGGGGCCUGUGCAGCCUGCCAGCGGCGGAUGGACUGUGGCCACUGUGACUUCUGCUGCGACAAGCCCAAAUUCGGAGGCAGUAACCAGAAGCGCCAGAAGUGUCGUUGGCGCCAGUGCCUGCAGUUUGCCAUGAAGCGCCUGCUGCCAAAUGUCUGGUCAGGGUCUGAGGAUGGGGCAGCGUCACCCCCACCUAUCCCUCGUCGAAAGAGGCCAGGAUCUACUCGACGGCCCCGUGUAGGCCAUUCCUUGAAGACCCCCUCGGUUACGCCCACAGUCCGAACAAACCAAGCCCAGACUCCAGUGAAACAGGAAACAGGCAAUGGCUUUGUGUUGCCCCCGCCUGGCACUGACCUUGUGUUCUUACGGGAGGGUGCAAGCAGUCCUGUGCAGCCUUGUUCCAGGAAGCUGGGACCAAGUCUGCUGCAAUCCUCCUUCACACAGCGGGCCCAGUGCCCUGGCCUGAGUUGGGUUGUGGUCUUAUCCCAGGUGAAGCAAGAGAAAGUGGAUGCUCAGGAAGACUGGACACCAGGCAGAGCCAUCCUGACUUCUCCCGUAUCGCUGCGUGGCUGCCCCAGCAAGGCAGUAGACUCAGGCCUGCCAGUUGUGAAGCAAGAGCCACCUGACUCUGAGGAGGAAAAAGAGAAGAGCAAGGAUGACUCCGCCUCUGAUUCAGCCCCAAAGGAGCAGGCACGAGGGGCUGGCACGCCAGUGAUCACGGAGAUUUUCAGCCUGGGUGGAACCCGUCUUCGGGACACAGCAGUCUGGUUGCCAAGUUUCUGCAGGCCAGAAGUCCCUCCAUCUGCACUUGGGCAAUUACAGAGCUACUGAUUAAGUCCCUGCUGGAUACACUGCAGUAUGGGUGGUAACAGCAGUGAAUACAAUGACCAUGGAAUGUUCGUCUUUCAGGAGUAUUCCUGCCUUCAGGGAGCUUAUAAUCUGACUGGGGAAACAGUUUCCCUGUGCAUGAAACCAUUACAUAUAACACAAAAGGGAGUGAUGUGCUGUUUGUAAUGCAAGAUUUUAGAAGAGAGAGAGGAAUAAUUAAGGGAAGAAGAGUAGGAAAUGGUUUUGUGAUGCUCCAUUUUGUACAUAGCAAACAACCUUCAACAUGCAGACCUGCUCCCUCUUCUCUAGGUCCAAGGACCUUAAAAAACCUGGAACUAGAAAGCAGUAGACUGGAGGCUUCUGCAGACUGUAGGAUUCAAGGUGAAAUUUACAGACCGGCUUUAUGAGAGACAACACUGACCUACUCAGAGGCUGGACCUUAAAGCGAUUGCCAGGGCUUGUGUAGGAGUCAGUGGGAACUGGAAACACCACCAAACCAGAGGAGCAGGCCUGUUCAGUCCUUUGAGCUUAUAGAGGAAGGAAGGAAGGAAGGAAGAAAGGAAGAGAAAGUAGAAAGUUGGUGCAUCUGCUCCAAAUGGUGCAAAUCCCAGAAGCCUGAACAUGACAAGAAGUUUGAGGAGUUGGGAUUGGGGCUGGGGGUAGAAGUAAAGCCACCAUAAACCAGCUAAACAAGCCAUCUUCAUAAACAUGACGUGGCUUCUGGGUGAGACCUGGCAGUGUCUCGAAACAUUUCCUCAGGGAGACAGCAAUUGAAAAUGUAAUGUGAGUAAAUAAGGAAAGGAACUGCAAUCUGGUGAUUCUUCCUUAGGGACCCAGUUUAUUUCUCAGAAUGGUCUUUUCAGAAAGACUGAUUUUGCCCAUUUUUGCAGAUGGAAAGACACACUCAGAAAUUAACUUGUUCAAUGUCAAACAGCUAGUAUUGAUAGAGUCUAGAAUUAAACCAUUAAUGU